Penicillium salamii is the source of this 6426-nucleotide messenger RNA. The record is from the annotation of a GenBank genome assembly. Lineage: Eukaryota; Fungi; Ascomycota; Eurotiomycetes; Eurotiales; Aspergillaceae.
AUGUCUAUGGAAGCCGCCAGUCGUGUGUAUCUCUUUGGAGACCAGACUGCGGAUUUCGACUCCGGCCUUCGCCGCCUGCUGCAUGCCAAAAAUGACUCGUUGCUGGUAGCUUUUUUUCAAAAAUCCUAUUAUGCAUUGCGCAAAGAGAUAACCUCACUGCCUCCCUCUGAGCGAGCAGCUUUCCCUCGCUUUACUAGCAUCGUCGAUCUUCUCGCAAGAUAUCGCGAAUCAGGACCCAACCCGGCGCUAGAAAGUGCUUUGACAACAAUUUACCAGCUCGGAAGCUUCAUCCACCACUAUGGAGACUUAGGUCACGCCUAUCCGCGUGGUAAUGAGAACUUCAUUGUUGGUCUUUGCACGGGGCAGCUUGCAGCUGCCGCGGUCAGCUCCUCGAGAACUGUCGGAGAACUGAUUCCCGUUGGUGUUGAGACGGUGGUUCUUGCCUUGAGACUUGGGACAUGUGUUCUGAAGGUGCAGGAGCUCGUGGAACCGAGCAAGUCUGCCUCAAGCUGGUCCGUAUUGGUUUCUGGCAUGCGCGAGAAUGAAGCCCAAGACCUAAUUCAGCAAUUCGCGAAGAAGAAUGUUUUGCCUCGUGUUUCGCAGCCUUAUGUUAGCGCAGUUAGCCCCAACGGACUGACUAUCAGUGGCCCUCCAGCCUUGCUUGGUCGCUUCAUUGAAGCCUCACUCUCAAAGGAUAACAAGCCUAUCAGAGUACCCAUCCAUGGCCCUUACCACGCCUCACAUCUGUAUGACGACAAGGAUGUUAGCCGAAUCAUGGAGACCUGGCCUAGUGCGCAGUUCAGAAGCUAUGUGCCUCAAAUCCCAGUACUCUCGAGCGAAACCGGCAAAGAGCUUCAAGCAGAGAGUCUUGAGCAAUUGCUGCAGGUUGUCCUGAGGGAGAUCCUUCAACGACAGCUUUGUUGGGACAAGGUCAUUGAAUCAUGCCACUCGACUUUGGAAACUGCGACACAAUGUACUAUCUCCCCGAUCUCGAGUACAGCAACCCAGAGCCUUUUCAGCGCACUGAAGAAAACAAACACCUUUACCCUUGAAGUGGACAGCUCGAUCGGUGAUGUACAACUGGAGACCGAAAGCGACAACCGCACUGGUCGCUCUGAGCAAUCCAAGAUUGCAAUCAUUGGUCUCUCUGGGCGAUUCCCCGAGGCCCCUGAUACCGAGGCAUUUUGGGAUCUUCUGAAGAAGGGUCUUGAUGUUCAUCGUGAAGUCCCCCCUGAGCGUUGGGAUGUUAAGGCUCAUGUUGAUAUGGACGGAAAGACGAGAAACACCAGUCAGGUCCAGUACGGGUGUUGGUACAAUGACGCUGGGAUGUUCGACCCACGGUUCUUCAAUAUGUCGCCCCGCGAAGCACUUCAAGCGGACCCGGCUCAACGUCUAGCCCUUCUCACUGCAUAUGAGGCUUUGGAGAUGUCAGGUUUCAUCCCCAACAGCACUCCCUCUACACAGAAGAAUCGGGUUGGUGUCUUCUAUGGCAUGACCAGUGAUGACUAUCGUGAGAUCAACAGUGGUCAGGACAUUGAUACUUAUUUCAUUCCUGGUGGCAACCGAGCAUUCACACCUGGCCGCAUCAACUACUACUUCAAGUUUAGUGGUCCUAGUGUCAGUGUAGACACAGCUUGCUCUUCCAGUCUUGCAGCAAUUCAUGUUGCCUGUAACUCACUGUGGAAGAACGACUGUGACUCAGCUGUGGCUGGUGGUGUCAACAUCCUGACCAACCCUGACAACCACGCUGGUCUCGACCGUGGUCAUUUCCUUUCCAGGACUGGAAACUGUACCACCUUCGAUGAUGGUGCCGAUGGAUACUGCAGAGCAGAUGGAAUUGGAUCUAUCGUGUUGAAGAGACUUGAAGAUGCUCAAGCCGACAAUGAUCCCAUCUAUGGUAUCAUUGGCGGGGCCUACACCAACCACUCGGCUGAGGCUGUUUCGAUCACUCGGCCUCACGUCGGUGCCCAGUCGUUUAUCUUUGACAAACUUCUCAAUGAGUCCAACACUGAUCCCAAAGAGAUCAGCUAUAUUGAGAUGCACGGCACUGGUACCCAAGCGGGUGAUGCGGUGGAAAUGCAGUCUGUUCUCGAUGUGUUCGCUCCUGACUAUCGUCGUGGACCAACCCAAUCCCUUCACCUCGGUUCAGCCAAGGCAAAUGUUGGCCACGGAGAGUCCGCAUCAGGUGUCACAGCACUGAUCAAGGUCUUGAUGAUGAUGCGAAAGAACAUGAUUCCUCCUCACUGUGGUAUCAAGACCAAGAUCAAUCAAGGCUUCCCGACAGACUUCCCCCAACGCAACGUUCAUAUCGCCAUGCAGCCUACCCCCUGGAACAGACCCGAAGGUGGUAAGAGAAAAACUUUCGUCAACAACUUCUCAGCUGCUGGCGGUAAUACUGCUUUGCUAGUCGAGGAUGGUCUUGUUGACGAGAGGGUUGUGCAAGACUCUCGGUCUGUUCACCCCGUGCUUGUCUCCGCCAGAUCACAGUCUGCCUUGAAGAACAACAUUUCUGCUCUUGUUCAGUAUAUUGACACAAACAAAAAUUUGUUUAACGUUCGGGAACCCAGCCUCUUGGCCGAUCUGUCAUACACCACCACGGCCAGACGUAUCCACCAUCCCUUCAGAGUGGCUGUCACUGGCUCGACUUUGGAUGAGGUCAGGAGUGCACUGGCACCUAUCGUCAAUCGUGACAGCAUCGCUCCAUCCCCAGCUAUUGCCCCUGGUAUUGGAUUCGUCUUUACUGGACAGGGUGCUCAGUAUGCAGGAAUGGGCCGCCAAUUGUUCGAGAGUUGUUCACAAUUCCGCGCUCAUAUUGAGCACCUGGACCGCAUUGGACAGAGCCAGGGAUUCCCCUCCAUCAUUUCUUUGAUUGAUGGAAGUGUCCCCAUCGAGGAACAUAGCCCAGUUGUGACUCAGCUUGGUACUACCUGCGUUCAGAUGGCUUUGACCAAGUACUGGACUUCUUUGGGUGUUACCCCCAGCUUUGUCCUUGGACACAGUCUCGGCGAAUAUGCUGCCAUGAACGCCGCCGGUAUUCUCACAACUAGUGACACAAUCUACUUGACUGGACGUCGUGCUCAGCUCCUCACCGAGCAAUGCCAAGUUGGAACCCACGCUAUGCUUGCAGUCAAGUCUUCAGUGGCACAGGUCAAACAAUUCCUUGAUGAUGCUAGUGAAGUCGCUUGUAUCAAUGCUCCCAGCGAAACUGUCAUUAGCGGUGCGAGUGAGAAGAUUGACCAGCUUGCACAAACCCUUUCGAACGAAGGGUUCAAGGCUACAAAGUUGAAGGUUCCCUUUGCUUUCCACUCCGCUCAGGUUGAACCUAUCCUCGAGAAUCUUGCUGAGAUUGCCAAGGGACUUACUUUCAAUGAGCCUUCGAUUCCUUUCGUGUCAGCCCUUCUCGGCGACGUCAUCAAGGAUAAGAACAGCGACGUGCUUGGCCCUGAAUAUCUCACGCGACACUGUCGAGAGACCGUCAACUUUUUGGGAGCCCUUGAGGCCACCCGCCAUUCCAACCUGAUGAACGACAAAACUCUUUGGGUUGAGAUUGGCUCGCAUACCGUCUGCUCUGGAAUGGUAAAGGCAACUUUCGGUCCUCAGGCAACCACACUUGCAUCUCUCCGUCGCCAGGAGGAUACAUGGAAAGUUCUGUCGAGCAGUCUUUCAUCCUUGUACCUUUCGGGUAUUGAAAUCUGCUGGAGGGAAUAUCACCAGGAUUUCUCGGCUGCUCACAGCGUUCUCCCAUUGCCUUCUUACAAGUGGGACCUCAAGAACUAUUGGAUUCCCUACACCAAUAACUUCUGUCUUCUCAAGGGUGCCCCAGCGGCACCUGUCACUCAAGAUGCUCCUGUUUCGACUUUCCUGUCGACGGCGGCCCAGAAGGUUUUGGAGACCACCGGUGACAGUUCGUCGGCAAUGAUCGUCAUUGAGAACGACAUUGCUGACCCUGAAUUGAACCGCGUCAUUGCAGGCCACAAGGUCAACGGGGCUUGCCUCACCCCGUCGUCCUUGUAUGCCGACAUUGCCCAGACACUGGGUGAAUAUCUUGUUCAAAACUACAAACCCGAGUGGAAGGACCGCGGGUUUGACGUUUGCAAUGUCAUUGUCCCCAAGCCUUUGAUCGCGAAGGGUGGCAAACAACUCUUCCGCGUUUCAGCCAACGCGAACUGGGCAGAUGAAACUGCUAAGGUACAGGUCUGGUCCGUCACCCCCGAGGGCAAGAAGAUUCUCGACCACGCUAGCUGCACUAUCAAGUUCUUUGAGCCUGCCAGCUAUGAGCUUGAGUGGAAGCGUAGCUCGUACCUCAUCAAGAGAAGCAUCGAGCACCUCCAAGAGAGCACGAUCUCCGGCCAAGCUCACCGCAUGAAGCGAGGAAUGGUCUACAAGCUCUUUGCAUCCCUGGUGGAUUACGACGAGAACUACAAGUCCAUUCGCGAAGUCAUCCUAGACAGUGAGCAGCAUGAAGCUACUGCUCUCGUCAAGUUUGAGGCUCCUCGUGGCAACUUCCACCGCAAUCCUUUCUGGAUCGACAGUAUUGGUCACUUGUCAGGGUUCAUUAUGAAUGCUAGUGAUAACACUGACUCCAAGAACCAAGUCUUCGUCAACCAUGGCUGGGACUCGAUGCGUUGUCUGAAGAAGUUUGACCCCUCUGUCACUUACCGGACAUAUGUGAGGAUGCAGCCCUGGAAGGAUUCUAUCUGGGCAGGUGAUGUCUACAUGUUUGAUGGUGACGAUAUUGUCGCCGUCUAUGGUGGUGUCAAGUUCCAAGCAUUGGCCCGAAAGAUCCUUGAUAUGGCUCUUCCUCCUGCUGGAGCUCCUGCCUCGAAGCCGGCUGCUAAGCGUGCCGCCCCUGCUCCUAUCAACGUUCAGAAGGCGCAAAAGAAAACCCCAAAGAAGUCUUCUACACCAAAAUCCUCAGCACCGAGUCUCGCUUCGCGUGCUCUUGCAAUCCUUGCCGAGGAGGUUGGGCUUUCAGCGUCUGAGAUGACCGAUGAUCUGAACUUUGCUGACUACGGAGUGGAUUCCCUCCUCUCGCUGACUGUCACUGGUCGAUACCGCGAGGAAAUGGAGCUCGAUCUUGACUCCUCUGUCUUCGUUGAUCAACCAACUGUCACAGACUUCAAGCGGCUUCUGGCUCAAAUGAGUCCUGCCGAUAGUACUGAUGGAUCUAGUAGCGAGGGUGAUAUGUCCUCUGCCGCAUCUUCGACAGACAUCUCCUCUCCAAACUCUAGUGGUCUCCCAACUCCUACCCACGAAAAGUCAAUGACCCAUGGAGCCCAGGAAGAGAACGAAACCAUGAAGCACAUUACCUCGAUCCUGGCCGAGGAGAUCGGUGUUGCACCUGAAGAGCUAGAUGGCGACGCUAAUCUUGGUGAGAUGGGUCUGGACUCACUGAUGUCCCUUACGGUCCUUGGUAAGAUUCGUGAGGAGUUGGACAUGGACCUCCCUGGAGAGUUCUUCAUUGAGAACCAAACCCUCGAUGAAAUCGAGACUACCCUUGAUUUGAAGCCCAAGUCCAAGCCUGCCCCCGUGGAGCCAAUCAGAUUCCCGGAGCAAAUCACCGUGCAAGCCCCAAAGGCCCCUUCAAGCACCUCUGUUCAGCACCCACCGGCGACUUCCAUCCUCUUACAAGGAAACCCAAAGACGGCAACACAGAAGCUCUUCUUGUUCCCUGAUGGAUCUGGCUCGGCUACUUCUUAUGCCACCAUCCCUGGCGUAUCUCCCGAUGUUUGUGUCUACGGACUUAACUGCCCGUACAUGCGUACCCCGGAGAACCUCAAGUUUAGCCUUGACGAGCUGACAGCCCCCUACGUUGCUGAGAUCCGUCGUCGUCAGCCAACAGGGCCGUACAACUUUGGUGGCUGGUCUGCUGGUGGUAUCUGCGCCUACGACGCCGCGCGUCAACUGAUCUUCGAAGAGGGCGAGCGAGUCGAGCGCCUGCUCCUCCUAGACUCACCGUUCCCCAUUGGCCUGGAAAAGCUUCCCCCUCGUCUUUACAGCUUCUUCGACACAAUCGGUCUGUUUGGCGAGGGCAAAGCGCCUCCUCCCAAGUGGCUUCUGCCUCACUUCUUGGCCUUCAUUGACUCCUUGGAUGCUUACAAGGCAGUGCCAUUCCCUUACUCAGACCCCAACUUGGCCGACAAGCUUCCGAAGACCUUCUUGGUCUGGGCUAAGGAUGGUGUCUGUUCUAAGCCCGGCGAUGCCCGACCUGCACCUGCUUCUGAUGGGAGCCCAGAUCCCCGAGAGAUGCUGUGGCUGUUGAACAACCGUACUGAUCUUGGACCAAAUGGCUGGGAUACGCUUGUUGGCCCCAAGCACGUCGGUGGCAUCACUGUUAUGGAGGGUGCCAACCACUUCACCAUGACACGGGGCGAGAAGGCUAAAGAAUUGGCUACAUUCAUCGCCAAGUCUAUGGCCUCGGUCUAA